AUGCCAGAGAAAAAAAAAGAUUUUUUUAUUUUUGAAAAAUGGUGUUACAUUAGUAAACAAAAAGACAAAAAAAAUAAACAAAGGAAAAACAGACUCCGAAAAUGGAAAUAUAUAUGUAGACAGAUUUACUCGGGGAAACUAUGUUCCUUAAAAUUCCGAUUAAAAAAAAAUGUAGAUUUAAAGAAGAGCAUAAAAACUAUAAGGGAUAGCAUAUAUAAUUUAAGAAUAAAAAAAAUGAGUGUGAAUGAUAGUGAUAAUAAUAUCCUUUACGAUGAUAAAAACAUAACUUCUGAAGAUGAAAAUAUGAAUCCAUUAAAAAAUUCAGUUGAAAACAGAAAUAUUAUGUUAUUGUUUUCAAAGCAGUCAAAUGGUAAUUAUAUAAAAAAUAAAUAUUAUGAUGAUAGAAUAUCCUCUACGAAUUCAACAUGCGCAUCAUCAAUAUGUUAUGAUGAAUACGUAUACAAAAAUAGCAAUAAAAAAAACAGUGAUAAUGACAAUAAUAAUAGAAAUGUUAUGAGAAAACCGAAUAAAUCUUUUCCAAACAUCAAUAAAAUAAAUAUUGAUUUCUUAAACCAAAUACACUAUAGUAGAAUAGUUGAAACUCAUUCGCUAUUUACUUUUUUUUAUACAAAGUUAAAGCGUAAAGACAAAGAAUAUUAUAAAAAUAAAAAUAUGAUGCAUAAAAAAAACGCUUUAUAUGUGAAUAAAUUAAAUAAAGAAAACAAUCCCGAACUUAAUAAUCAAUAUAUUCCUAAAAAUCAGGAACAAAUUUAUAAUGAUAUAAAAUGCAAACCAACCAAAGCCCCUCCACCUUAUAAAUGUUACAACAAGGAUAAUCAAAAUAAUGAAAACAAUUAUAAUAAUAUUAAUGGGAAUAAAAAUAAUUUUCAUAAUAAUACUAAUGGGAAUAAAAAUAAUUUUCAUAAUAAUAUUUAUGCUAAUCCUAAUGAAAAAUAUUCAUUAGAGAAUGAAGGACAGAACCACGAUCCUAAUCAUUUAAAUAAUAAUGUUUCUAUGGAGAAUGCUAAUAAACAAGAACAUGAAAAUAAAAAUAAUGAGGAAAAUGCUGAAAUGAAUGAGGAACGAUUUUUAGACGAAUUUGAUGAUUUCGAUAUCAAUGAAGAGUUCAAGGAAAAAACAUAUUACACAGAUCGAUGUAUGUUGGACAGAAAAGAAAAAAGAGUUUCAAUAUUGGAUAAAUUAAAUAUAAAUUUGGAUGAUAAAAAAAAGGUUGCUAAUAAUGAAGAAUUAAAUCAUAUAAAUUCACCUAGUAAUAGGAAAAAGAAAAUAGCAAAAAAAUUAAGUCUAAAUUCCCAAAUGCUAAUUAAUAACCCCGCAACUGUUAAUGUAAAUGAGGAAGAAGCAGAUAUUAAUAUAAACGAAAAUAAUGAAUAUAUUAAUAAUUUGAAGGAUAAUUACACAAGUGAUAUAAAUAUAGUAAAACAUAACGUGAUGAUUACAAAUAAUACAAGCAUUAAUAGUAAAAUGGCACAUUUGAAAAAAAAUAAUAAAAUGCAUCCUCCGAAAAAAUGUGUAAAUAAUAACAUCGUUAAGGAAGGAAUUCAAAUGAAUUGUGAUAGAGGAAAAGUAAAUGAUCCCAUUGUGGAUAAUAAUAUGAAUAAAAAAAAAAUUUGCAAAAUAAAUUAUGACAUGAAUAAAAAAAUGAGUCAUGAUACAAGCAGUAAAAUAGAGUAUAAUAUGAAUAGGCAACCGGGGCAUAAUGUAAAUAACCCAAUGGAAUACAACAUGAAUAACCCAAUGGAAUACAACAUGAAUAACCCAAUGGAAUACAACAUGAAUAACCCAAUGGAAUACAACAUGAAUAACCCAAUGGAAUACAACAUGAAUAACCCAAUGGAAUACAACAUGAAUAAUCCAAUGGAAUACAACAUGAAUAAUCCAAUGGAAUACAACAUGAAUAACCCGAUGGGAUAUAACAUGAACAAUCCGAUGGAAUACAAUAUGAACAAUCCUAUGGGAUAUAACAUGAAUAACCCAAUGGGAUAUAACAUGAAUAACCCAAUGGGAUAUAACAUGAACAAUCCGAUGGGAUAUAACAUGAACAAUCCGAUGGGACAAAACAUGAGUAAUCAAAUUGAUCUUAUUAAUAAUUAUACGGGAAAUAUGAAUAGUGGCAACUUUAACGUUCCUAUGGUGAAUCCAUUAUGGAAUGAACAUGAGUACCCAAUGCACAGUACCAUUCAAGGUGACAUCUCUAACAUGAACAACAACAUGAAUAAUGUGAAUCAAAUAAGACAAGGGAAUAACCAGAUGGUUCCAUAUAGUCAAAAUGAGUGCAGAAAUGUAAAAAUGAAUAACAAAAAUUUAGUAUUAUAUAAUAAUGAUAAUAUAAAAUAUGACGAAGAUUUUACGUUAAAUUAUAUUCUUCAGAAAUAUGAGGAUGAUGACCAUUUUUUUUCAAACAAUAAUAGUAAUUAUGAAGAAAAUAUAGAUGACAAAAAAACUGAAUUAGAAAAAUACACAGAGGGAAUGAAUAAAUUAGUGGAACAAAUGUAUUUUUAUGAUAAUUAUCAUGAAGAAUUAAAAAUUUGCGACAAAGAUGAGAUUCCAUCCAGUAAUACUUACAAUAUUAUUGAUACUUCUUUAAAUUUAAAUGUGGUUGAUGAAAAUGAUGAAGAAGACAAAGAAAAUAAAGAAAUAAUUUCUCAAAUGAAACAAAAAAUAAUUAAUUUAGAAGAAAAAUUAGAGGAAUUAAAAAAUAAAAAAAACGAACCUGAAAGUAAUUUAAAGGAAUUAAAUAAUAAAAAACAGGGUGUAGAGUCACAAAAUAAUAAAAUAAUAAAUGAAUUAAAAAAGGAAAUCGAAAAUAUUAAGAAAAAACGACGAAAAAAAAAACAAAAAAAAAAAAAAGGGAAAGAAAAGAAGAAACAAGCAGAAGAGAAUAAAGAACAAAAAGACUUAAACGAGGACAAAAAUGAUAAGGAAAUCCAAGAACCAGAGAAAGACGAAAAUGAAGAAGUCAAAAAUUUUAACAUAGAUGAUAUCAUAGACACUGAUAAUUUAAAUAAUUUAAAAAAUGAAAUAAUGAAUAAUGUUUACUAUUAUAUAUACGAAUCAUAUGAUCAAAAAGAUUAUGACAUUUUAGAAAACUUAGCAAAAAAACAUGAAAUAAAAGGAAGAAAAAUAUGCUAUAAUGUAAAUUUGCCAAAAUAUGACUUUAAAAAUAAAAGGACAUCAAGUCUAUGGUUUUUAAAUCCAGCAUAUGAAAAUUAUGUUCUUGAAAAAAAAAAAACACAACAAAUCGACAACUUAUCUUCUGGGCCCUAUGAAAAAUUAGAAUUUUUAUUUAAUUCAAAUGAUAUGAUAAAUUUUAAUGAAAAUGGCGGUGAAAAUAAAAGUGUGAUGAAUUCUGAUAUUAGAGACAGUGAAUUUUCGUAUGAAACUUUUAUAAGUGAAAAAAAAAAAAAAUUAAAAAAAAAUAAGAUCAAUUUAUUAAAAAUGAAAAAUAGUUUAACGCUACAAAAAAAAAGUGAAAAUAAUAUUCUAAACAAAAAUUCAAUGAAUAACUUAAAUAAAUAUACAUUAGAAGAUGCAAGUAAACAGGUUAUAAAAAAGGAAGAAGAUCCGCCUCAGGUAGAAGACGUAAAUCAAGAGGGAAAAUAUAUGGUAAACGAUUUAUUAGAUACUAUAAAUAACUAUGUUCCGGAUAAAUCUAUAUUUGACAUUUUUAGUGCACCACUUAAUGAUGUUAAAGGAAAAGAGGAAAUAGAACCAGGUGAAACGAAUGAAAACGAAAAAGGAAAUGAUGAGAAAAAAGUGGUAAAUAAUGAAAAAGACGUUGAUGAUAUAUUUAAAGAAGUAGAAGCUAAAAUGAAUAAUAAAAUUAUGAAAGAAAUUGAAGAAAAAAAAAGAGAAAGGGAGUUGUUAGAUCUAGAAAUAGAAAACAAAAAAAAAAAAAAAGAGUUAGAAGAAUUAGAACUACAAUUAAUGGAAAAUAAAAGAAAAAGUUUGUUGGCAAGUAAAAAUAUUAAUGAAAUAGAAAGCGAAAUGAAAUUGAAUAAAAGCGAAAAGGGUGAAGAAAAUAGAGAGGAAGAUAUAAAAAUCGAUAAACAGCCAUAUGAAAAAGAAGAUGAAAUUGUUUUUUUGAAUAAAAAGGAGAAUAAAGUUACUGAAGAAGCACCAAAUGAACAAAUCGUGGAAGAAAAUAAAAAUGAGAAAAAUGAACAAAUCAUGGAAGAAAAUAAAAAUGAUAAAAAUGACCAAAUCGUGGAAGAAAAUAAAAAUGAACAGGUGGGAGUAAAAAAUAAUAGAAAGUCUAGUGAUGUAAACAUUGCAAAUGAUCUUCUGAAUGAUUAUGUAAAACAUCAAAAAAAGAAAGAAAGAAAAAAAAAUAAUUGGGCAUUAUAUGGUAGACCUAAAGUAAAUAAAGAACGAAAUAGAAUAUUGAAACGAUUGUCUUCAUCAAAAAGCGAUGGUGGAUUUAACGAUUAUACAUAUAUGGCUGAGAGAUUUUUUGAAAUUGUUACAGGAUAUACUAGUGAUCAAGACAUAGCAUAUGAUGAUAAUAAAGAAAAGGAUGAUGUAAAUAACGAAAAUGAAAGAAAUGAAGAACGAAAAAAAAAAAUGUUUAAUAUUAGAAUAAGAAUGAAAGAAAAUGUUUAUAAAAAUGAUGCAUUUUAUAAAUUAGGAAGGCCAAAAUAUAUGAAAAAUAAUAUAUAUCAUAGAUCUAAAUCAAUUACCCACAAUACUAUAUUAAAAAAAAAUAGUAUAAAAAACAAAAAAGGAAAAAAUUUACUUUUGAAAAGGUCUAAAUCUAAAAAUACGAUUUCCAAAUCUUGCCAACCUAAUACCGAAAUUAUAGAAAAGACUAAAAUAAAGUUAAAGGAAAAAUUAAAGGAAAAUGAAAUAGAGAAUAAUUCGUUUUUUAACAAUUUAAUUAGUAAAAAUAUUGAUAAUAUAAAGCAAAUAAAUAUUGCAAAUGAGUUAAUAAAAAGUAUAAAUAUGGAUACCUAUUUACCCGAUGAUAAUAAGAAGGAAAAUUUCGAUUUGAUACAUAAAAGAAAACUAAUAUAUGAGGAUUUAAAAAAAACAAAUGUUGAUUUAAAUUUGAAAGACCACAAAAAAUUAAAUAGUGAAAAGAAAUACUAUCUAAAAGAUUUGAAUAAAGGAAAAGAACAGACAACUAGACUAUGGGAGUAUAAGGAAGAAGUUGCAGAGAAAGUGAAAAAUGGCGAAGUCGAGAGGAUAAUGAGGCUAAAAGAAGAGAAAGAACUCGAGGAAAUGAAGAGAAUAGAGAAAGAAAAGAUGUUAGAAGAAGAGAGAAGGAUACAGGAAGAAAGGAAAUUAGAGGAACUGAAAAUGUUAGAAGAAAUGAUGAGGAUAGAGGAAAUGAAGAGGUUGGAAGAGGAAAAAAGGGUAGAAGAAAUGAAAAGAUUAGAAGAGGAAAAAAGGAUAGAAGAAAUGAAAAGAUUAGAAGAGGAAAAAAGGGUAGAAGAAAUGAAAAGAUUAGAAGAGGAAAAAAGGGUAGAAGAAAUGAAAAAAUUAGAAGAGGAAAAAAUGAUAGAGGAAAUGAAAAUGUUAGAAGAAAUGAUGAGAAUAGAGGAAAUGAAGAGGUUAGAAGAGGAAAGGGUAGAAGAAAUGAAAAAAUUAGAAGAGGAAAAAAUGAUAGAGGAAAUGAAAAUGUUAGAAGAAAUGAUGAGAAUAGAGGAAAUGAAGAGGUUAGAAGAGGAAAGGAUAGAAGAAAUGAAGAGGUUAGAAGAGGAAAAAAGGAUAGAAGAAAUGAAGAGAUUAGAAGAGGAAAAAAGGAUAGAGGAACUGAAAAUGUUAGAAGAAAUGAUGAAGAUAGAGGAAAUGAAGAGGUUAGAAGAGGAAAAAAGGGUAGAAGAAAUGAAGAGAUUAGAAGAGGAGAACAAAUCGAGAAUGGAUGAAUGGAAAAAACACCAAAAUAAAAUAGAGCAAUUAAAAAGAUAUGAAGAAGCAAAAAAAUUAAAAGAACUAAAAAUGAUACAAUCGGCAAAAGGAUUAAUGGAACUAAACAUACUUCAAGGUGCAAAAAAUUUAGAAAAUAAAAUGAAAAUAGAAAAAGAAGAUGUGGAAAAUAACAAUGAAAUCAAUAAGAUAGAAGAAGAUAGUGGUGUAAGAGAAAAUAUAUUUAGUAAUGUGUUAGAAAAAAUAUAUAAAAAUACAGCUACUCCUUUAUUAAAUCAUAUAAAGGGUAACAAAACUGAAGAAAGCGAAAAAGGGAAAGCAAAUUUAUUAUACAUAGUGGAAACAAAGGUAGAAAGAAAGGAUGAUGAAGAAGUGAAAUUAAAUGAAAUAAAAAAUGAGAAUGAUCAACAAAAUGGUAAAGAUAAAAAAAUACCAAAUAUAUCGUGUAUUGAAAAUUAUGAAAUAUUUGAUAAAAUGGAAAAAGACCGAAAACGAAUAUUUCGAGAAAAAAAAGGGAACAAUAGAAUCACUACAAAUAAAAUAGGUAAUCGUACAUUAUUAAACAAUGCGUAUGUAAAUAAUUCUUUGAUAAUAAAUAAUUUAAUAAAUAAAAGUAAAGAAGACAAAAAUAUAACAGAAGGAGAUGAAAUUUCAAACAAAGAAUUAUAUAGAGUGUCAAAAAAAACAGUAGAAGAUACAGGUGUUAAUAUAUUAGGAGAGGAAAAAAAGCGAAUGCUAUUAAAAAUAAGAAAUAAAAAUUUAAAAUAUAAUAGUUUAAAGGAAGAAAAUAUUCGUGAUUUAAUUGAAAUGGGGCUAACUCAUAGUAUAUCUAUGGAUGAUAAAAUCGAUGAUUUAUAUGAAACAAAAAUUGAUGAAUAUGAUGAUAUAUUUAUAUCUGGAACUGAAGAAUCAUUUUUAAAAAUUGAAGAUAAUGAUAAUAAUGAUUUUGAGGAGUUUAAAACACAUGUUUAUAAAGAGUCUUAUCGAAAAGGUGUAUUAAGUGAUAAGGAAGAUGUUAGAAAAUAUUUAAAAAAUAAAUAUGAAGGAUCAAGUUUUAAGAGUGAUAAUAUAUAUAACGAAAACAUUAUAAUGGAAUCUGAUGAAAUAAAAAAUGUAAUUAAAGAUAACUAUAGUAAUAAUAAUGAUAUAUAUGGAAAGAGUAUAAGUGUUGAUAUAGAUUUAAAUAGUGUAUUAAACAGUUUUAAGUUAAAAGAUGAAUUAAAAGAAUAUGAAAAAGAAAUAAUAAAUAAUAAGAGUUAUGGAGAUAUUGAUAAUAAAGAAGAUUAUAUUUCAAAAAAUAGUGAAGAUUUUUAUUUUAAUUUUGAAAGAGAAAAUAUGGAACAUAAAAAAAAAAAAAAAAAAAAUCAUAAUAGUAGUAAUAAUAAAUAUGAUCAUAUGAGGUUGAAUAAAUUAAAUGAAAAUAAUAGUGAACUGUUUAGUGAUAAUUCUAUAAAAAUUAGACAAUUUAAUACAUAUGAUUCAUCUGGAAGUUAUACAUUUAAUUUUAAUAAGAAAAGUGAAGAAGAUGAUCCAUAUAUUAAUUAUUCUUUUGAGAAAUUGUUAAGUCAAAAUGGGUCAUAUAAGGAUGGUGAAAGUGAUAAUUAUGGAAUAAAUUUGAGGAAAUAUCAAAGUCAAAAUAUGAGUAAUGAAAGAGAUGAUGUACUUAGGAAUACUAUAAAUCAAUUAAACAAAUUAAAGAAAACAAUAAAAACUGUUGAAACAGGUAAUUAUUAUAAUACUGAAAUGGAUGAACAAAAUAUAUCUAAUAUAUAUACAGAUGAUUUAAAACAAGAGGAUGAUUUUUCUUCUUAUUCUUAUCUAUCUCCAAGGAAAGUAUUUAAUAAAAGUCGAGGGAAAUAUUAUGCAAAUCAUUAUUCUCGCUAUUACAGUUAA
Messenger RNA from Plasmodium yoelii, 7782 nucleotides. RefSeq names its product conserved Plasmodium protein, unknown function. The transcript has a single exon. Bases 1 to 7782 code for a protein of 2593 amino acids. NCBI's taxonomy places the organism in Eukaryota, Apicomplexa, Aconoidasida, Haemosporida, Plasmodiidae. The record is from RefSeq and is a predicted model, not a curated record.